Lactuca sativa (garden lettuce) is the source of this 1730-nucleotide messenger RNA. The record is from RefSeq and is a predicted model, not a curated record. Lineage: Eukaryota; Viridiplantae; Streptophyta; Magnoliopsida; Asterales; Asteraceae.
UAUGUUCCUCUAGACUGCUGGUUUUUCAUGGCCCUAUUAUUCUCAAGGUAAUUAACCUUAAGACAAAACUCGAGAGGGAAACAAGUUAAAAUCCUUAUACCUUUUCUACUUUCUUGGCAUAUCCUUGGACCCGGAGUUAUGCAUUUCAAUCUGGUGAAAAAAAAACAUGUCCGUGGAAGUGUGAUAGGUUGUAGGUUGAUUGGGCUGCAAAUUAAUGUUUCUUUCCUGUGUUCUAUUCCUAAGCAAUGCCCACGACCCCAAGAUUGGUAUCGGUUUGGACAAUAUCAAUAGAAAAUAAAUGCCCAAAAGAUAACAGGCUGCUUCUCUCAAGAGUCAAGACUACAAGCGAUAUAUAUGAGAUUUCUGGUCAAUUACAUUGGUCCCCUUAAGUCUUAAGAGAAGUAUUGGCCUCGGGGUUCCGUCAUUUUUUGACCCUGGGCAUUGACAUGACAGCCCAAACAUAUCUUCUGCCAUCAGAUCACGCACCUGACUGUCUGCUGAAACGCCGCCAUUUGAUUUUUAUUUUUACGUUCCAUCUAUGCGGCUCUCCAUCAUCUUGUCGAUUACAGAACGUUUUACCUUCUUUCGUUGAUUAUCUGGAUCGGUCAGACCGUGGAAGGAUCUCCAACUUCUGUUUUUCCAUUGAUGUUGCUAUUUUUAUCCUCUUAUUGGUGUCGGCUCUCCGUAUGUUUACACUAAGCGCCAAAGAAGAGGAACAAAUAAAUAGCAAUCAUAAGUUGGAGAUACUUCUGGAAGAUCAAACUCACCGGAUAAUCAAGGAAAGAAGGUAAAUUGUCAUUGAUAUAAUUCUGAGACAGUACAUAUUAUCAAGAAUACAAUGAUCACUUGAUCCUUGAGUCUAAUUAUUAUAUAAUCAUCAGUCAUUUUUGGCAUUCAUAUUGGUAAAGUCUAGAGCUGUAGACCUAAUCCAAAAUUCUUUUUUGUUGGCUUAAAUAUGUAUAUGGCAGCUUCAGUCGUCCAAGCAGGUUGUAACCAGCAACAAGGGGAAGGAGAAAAUGAUUGAGUUACCAGCUAAAUGGACCGAUCUGUGGGAGUUGCCAUUGAGAUACAACAAUAAAGGGAUUACUAUAGGUUCCCCACCAAGACCCCCACCUCAAGUCCAUGAAAAUCCCAUGAUUUCCAAAUCUAAAGAUCAAUCAUCUACGGAUAUGAGGACAGGAAUCAAAAAACGAAACAGGAGAAAUAAGCAGCAAAAUAUUGCUGAACUUGAACCUUCUUGUUGGAACAGGAUUUGUCCACAAGAUGUGGUUGACGCUGGAAUACAUCUUAAUCCAGCUAAAAAGAAGCAUUAUGUUUGGUUCAGUUUAACUCCUUCCCGUGAUCAGAGCAGAAAGAACACUCUGCAACUCCUAGUGGAACCAUACAUACAAAUAAUCAUGGAGGAGAACUGUAAUCCAGAUGUGUCUAUUCUCAUGAAGUAUAUCGUGUUGCAACUUAAGCAUGUUUGCCAACAGGAGGUUGGUAUCUUCUUGAACGGGAAACUUCUUGCCCCUGAAAUGAAGCUACUUGAUGUAGUGAAGUAGUGGAUGGCUAUUGUUGAUUCGGAGAGGAAAAGAACAAAGAUAGGAAGUUCUGCCGAGAACUUCUGUGUGAAGUUGACUUAUGCUCGAAGAGAAUAGACAAAAGUAUGCAUUUAUAAUAAAAUCCGACAAAUGUUUGUUCCUUUAUUACGCCAUUUAACCGAUUGACUUUUAGAAUUUGUUGGUUAA